AUGAGCCAGGGCCUCCAUCCUCCUUCAGGGGCUAAGCACAAGGCCAAAGGGGUGGACUUCCAGAUAAAGGAGACCCAGCCAGUUGUCAAAUACAGUUACAGGAAAUUGUUUGAAUUUAUGAACUUUUUGGCAGAGAACGUCAUCUUCUGUUACAUGGGCCUGGCACUGUUCACGUUCCAGAAUCAUAUCUUUAAUGCUUUUUUUAUACUUGGAGCCUUUCUAGCAAUUUUUGUUGCCAGAGCCUGCAACAUAUAUCCCCUCUCCUUCCUCCUGAAUCUAGGCCGAAAACAGAAGAUCCCCUGGAACUUUCAGCACAUGAUGAUGUUUUCAGGUUUGCGAGGAGCGAUCGCAUUUGCCUUAGCUAUUCGGAACACAGAAUCUCAGCCCAAACAAAUGAUGUUUACCACCACACUGCUCCUCGUGUUCUUCACUGUCUGGGUAUUUGGAGGAGGAACAACCCCCAUGCUGACUUGGCUUCAGAUCAGAGUUGGCGUGGACCUGGAUGAAAAUUUGAAGGAGGAUCCCUCCUCACAGCACCAGGAAGCAAAUAACUUGGAUAAAAACACGACGAAAGCAGAGAGUGCUCGGCUCUUCAGAAUGUGGUAUGGCUUCGACCACAAAUAUCUGAAACCAAUUUUAACCCACUCUGGUCCCCCGCUGACUACAACAUUACCUGAAUGGUGUGGUCCAAUUUCCAGGCUGCUUACCAGUCCUCAAGCCUAUGGGGAACAGCUAAAAGAUGAUGAUGUGGAAUGCAUUGUAAACCAGGAUGAACUAGCCAUACAUUACCAGGAGCAAGCCUCCUCACCCUGCAGUCCUCCUGCAAGGCUAGGUCUGGACCAGAAAGCUUCACCCCAGACACCAGGCAAGGAAAACAUUUAUGAGGGAGACCUUGGCCUGGGAGGCUAUGAACUCAAGCUUGAGCAAACUUCGGGUCAAUCCCAGUUGAAUUAAUUGGCACGAAGAGUACAGAUGUAAUCACAAGUAAUGCAAGGCUCACUGAGGAAUACAAGCCAAGCUGAUGAGGCAGUAUAGGGGAGAGGCUGGAAAAUGUAUUAAGAGCAUAAAUUGGAGAGAAUCAAAGCCUUGUCACGUGGAUCCUCUGGUGCCUGAAGAAAUGAGAAUUUAUUAUCCCUCUCUAUUAUGCAAAUGAAUUUAGUUUUUUGACAGCAGCCAUUUUGAUUACUGGAUUGACUGGGGUGGGGAUGGGGGUAUCAGGAGUCUAGCUGCUGGAGGCUGGGACAGCUGUGCUGGGUCUUCAGGGCAUUUCUGCUGCAUGUGCAGCUCUCCAGGCCCUUCACUUCUAUUCUGGAUUUUAUUCCCUCCACUAGGGAGAGUUUAAAAAUAAGAAAAGAAAGCUUCUGAGAGUAAACAUUUGGCUCCUAAGCUGAAGGGAAUGUACAGCUAUUUAGUAAGUGAUAAGUUUCUUAUUUUGAGGACUUGACUCCCAUUUGCUUUCAGUGACCCCAGGGCAGAGCCCAGAGAAGUGUUCCGUACCCACUGCUGAUGGCUUCCCAGAGUCCAUGCUGAGUUGAAGAACCUAUUGUUCUUGUUGGCAUCCUUCCUAUGCUACUUCUCCCAUCGCUCAAAGGGGUUGCCUAUGGCCGGGUAUGCUCUGCACUAAAUGCAGCACCACUUUCAAGCUUGGUAGGACCAUUCCAAGAAAAGCAGGUUUCUUCUCCCCAUACCACAUUGUGCCUGAAGAACAAGGCUUCCCGUCCUUGCCUGCAUGUGAGUCACUUCUUGGCUGUGCAGCAGGUCCCCCUGUCUCCGUAUGCUGGAAGGUAGGAUUCUGCAGCCCAUGUUGCUCUCCACCUGGCAGCAGACUGUGCAGGAGCCCCAACCUGUCCUCCAAUUCCAGCAUUCACAGCUGAUGAGCAGUGUAAGAGCAGGGCGACAGGAACGGAGCCAAUGAUGUGUGGGUUACACUGAGGAGCCAAAGACAGGCCCUUAGGACUCCCCCUUACAAGGCAUGGCUCAUGGCCUACAUUCCAGAGACCAACAAGAUAGCUUUUAAUUCAACUGCAUGACCUGUGCCUUUUAAGCCAUAAAGAUACCUCAAGUCUAGCGCCUCUUGAAAUCCAGAUGUUCAUAUUACACUCCAAAAAAUAGACUCCAGGCCUAGGUGCCCAGGCUAUGAUGAGUCUGCUUUUGAAGGAGGUAGGGAAUGACAUCUUCCUUGGACCCAAAGCUUAAAAGUAAUGUAUGCUUUGCUGACCACUGUUAGGCCUUAAACAUUCACUGUGGUGGUAUCAGGCACACUGCUAUGUGCAUCGGUUUUUUGUUGUUGUUGUUGUUGUUGUUGUUGUUUUGCUUUCCAAACAGAAUCUCUGGGGCACAAGUUGUUUUAUACUCAAGCUAAGUAUAAUUUUGUCAUUUCAGGUAAAUAUGAUAAGUGAUGGAACAUGAAGUUUUCUAAUUUGACUUAAUCCUAAUAAAUUUUUGUUAUAAAGUA
Messenger RNA from Mandrillus leucophaeus (drill), 2455 nucleotides. RefSeq names its product solute carrier family 9, subfamily A (NHE9, cation proton antiporter 9), member 9 (gene SLC9A9). Lineage: Eukaryota; Metazoa; Chordata; Mammalia; Primates; Cercopithecidae. Gene Ontology annotation, cellular component: membrane; recycling endosome. Bases 1 to 954 code for a protein of 317 amino acids. Gene Ontology annotation, molecular function: sodium:proton antiporter activity. Gene Ontology annotation, biological process: proton transmembrane transport. The transcript is spliced from 8 exons. The record is from RefSeq and is a predicted model, not a curated record.